CUGCUUUCAUGUUCAGUUCUCGAUCAAACGUCAGAAAGUUUGUGUUUCGUUCCUUGUGCUGUGCAUUAUUUCUCGAUUCGCUUGCAUUUUUCACUGAUUCCCCGCGAUUUUAGUUCCGUUUUCAUCGUCAACACUGUGCUGGAGCUGACGAAGAUACAGCGAAGAUGGAAACAAUCUUUGAAAUACAGCGGCGCUUGCACGAAGAGUGUGACCGGCUGGUGAUGGCCAUGUCGGAGGAGUUGAUGAUACCAAAGAAGACGACUAAAGAGAAAGUGCUAGCGGACCACCGGAUAAAGAUCUAUCUCGAGCGAUACCAGACGUGCUCGAAGUCGCUGCUGGAGCUGUACCAGGACAAGGACGGCGAGCGGAAGCAGGAAAUCACCAACAUGAGCGUGAACGAGUUCAAAGAGUUUUACAGCCAGUUCAAUGGGCUGAUCGAGUUCCAUUCCAACCACGGCAACAAUGUGGCCGUACCGGCAUCGAUCGAGUUCGACAAGCUGAAGGAGCAGCUGAACGAUCCGGCCUACCUGGCCGAGGUGGUGAAGUUUAGCGACGUGGAAAACUAUGGCCAGUACUUGGAUCUGCACGAAUGCUACGACAACUUCGUCAAUCUGAAGGGCAUCGACAAGAUCGACUACAUUACGUAUCUGUCGGAGUUUAACAAGUUCGCCGACAUACCGCGCAAGCAGAAGAACCUCAAGUACAAGGGCUACCUGCAGCUGCUGCACGACUAUCUGCACUCGUUCAUCACCCGCAGCAGGCCGCUGUUCUUCGAGCUGGAGCACACGGUGAAGCGCAACGAGCUGCAGUUCGAAGACAUGUGGAAGAACGGCAUCGUGCCGGGGUGGGAGAAGGUGCGCGACGUCGACGACGACGCGCUGAUCAAUUUGAACGAGUUCGGCAAAUGGGAGGACCUCACGUACCUCGGGCUGGACCGGCUGAAGGCCGCCCUGCAGGCGCUCGGCAUGAAGUGCGGCGGCACGCUGGAGGAGCGCGCGCAGCGCCUGUUCGCCUCGAAGGACGACAAAAACCAGGAGAACGAGCGCAAGCGGAUGAUGAACCUGAACAAGGAGAAGGAUAUCGCGCAGCUGGAGUACAAGAUCGCGAAGCUGGCGGACCUGGUGGACGACCAGAUUUACGAGACGAAGAUCAACCUGCAGCGCAAGCAGGCCCGCUACACGCUGGACGAGAGCGACGAGGACAGCAUGGACGAGGAGGAAUCGGACGAUGACGACGGCAUCCCGUACAAUCCGAAGAAUCUGCCGCUCGGGUACGACGGCAAGCCGAUCCCGUACUGGCUGUACAAGCUGCACCAGCUGCACUUUACGUACGAGUGCGAAAUCUGCGGCAACUACAAGUACAACGGGCCGAAAGCGUUCCAGAACCACUUUUCCGAGUGGCGGCACGCGCACGGUAUGCGCUGUCUGGGCAUCCCGAACACGGCCCACUUUGCCAACAUUACCAAGAUCGAGGACGCGCUGGUACUGUGGGACAAGGUGAAGGAGCAAACAUUCUCCAAGAUGUGGGUGCCGGCCAACGAGGAAGAGUUUGAGGAUUCGCGCGGCAACAUUCUCAGCAAGAAGGUGUAUCUUGACCUGCAGAAGCAAGGCCUGUUGUAGGAAAGUGCAUUGCGAGGAUUGGAGGGGGCGAAACGGAAUAAAAACAGCAAACGAACACACAACAGGACACUUAUCUCUCCGUCUGCUCCCUCCGCCCCCCGGGGUUGGCGCCAGAGCAAGAGCAACUCAAUCGGUGUAAUCCAAGUACGCUGCGGCGUUGUUUACGUUUCGAAUGCCCGUUUCGUAAUUUGCAUCCCAAAAGGUUGAUGGUGUCUGGGCGUGUAUAAGUGUGCGUGUGUGUGGGCAAUCAUGAAAGCGCCACAUUUGCAUACGGCCCCCAUUGUGGGAAGUACCACACAGCCUGCAGAGAGGAGGAACAGAACACAAAUGAUGAACGAAUCUGUUCUAAUUUUAAACCGAAUACCACCAGGGGAAAGAUCUUCUCCUCGACAGUCAGUCUCUGCGCGUAUCAUCAUCAUUGGUGUAUGAUGGUGGUAUGACACCUUCUUUACAUUGGGUAGAAUAAAAUAUGAUCUGCUGUGAA
Messenger RNA from Anopheles coluzzii, 2103 nucleotides. It is a transcript of the gene noi, whose product is annotated as splicing factor 3A subunit 3. The record is from RefSeq and is a predicted model, not a curated record. Gene Ontology annotation, cellular component: spliceosomal complex; nucleus. The coding region runs from base 165 to 1619 and encodes 484 amino acids. NCBI's taxonomy places the organism in Eukaryota, Metazoa, Arthropoda, Insecta, Diptera, Culicidae. Gene Ontology annotation, molecular function: RNA binding; zinc ion binding. Gene Ontology annotation, biological process: mRNA splicing, via spliceosome. The transcript is spliced from 2 exons.